GCUUUGAGAUAAUCAUUCAAAAAAUCUCCAAAAUCACGUCUGUUCUUUCCAAACAAAAGCAAAAACAAUCAUCAAAUUUUCAUCUAUAACUUUCAGAAAAAAGAUUAAUUCAUCUCAUAAGAACAUUUGUUCCCUAUCAAUACGUUAUUUUUCUUUCCUUUCUUCAAAUCAAAAACAAUGAAGCAAACCCCAAAUCAAUCUCAAAUCCACCACCGGAAUCCACCGCCACCGCCAUUUGUGCAACCAACAACAACCAUCAACAGCCAAUAUACAUCACCACGAUCAUCAAACGUGCAAAAUGGCAACCAAAUGAUGCCGAUGUUUUGGCCAAAUUCUGGUGGCAUUCCUCCGCCGUUUCCUCUUCCUACACCUCUCGCCGCCGGCCAAGAACCAAUUUAUUAUCCUAACCCACCAAAUAGUUGGGCAGUUGGUCUUUACGAUUGCUUUUCCGACUUCAAAAUAAGUGUUUUGGUACUUCUUUGUCCAUGUGUUGCAUUUGGGAAGAUUGCAGAAAUUGUUAACGAAGGAGAAACAAGUUGGAUUGAACCAGGAUCACUUUAUUGCUUUUUAUAUGUAGUCCAAAUAGGGUUUAUGGAAAUUCUUGAUUAUAUAUGGCUUAUUCUAUUCAAACAUAAAUGUUUCGGCGCCAUGGGUUAUCAAGGGUGGAUUUGUGCACUAUGUCAACAAUAUCGUCAACUCGAACACCAAGGAUUUAUAGUUUUCCAAGGAUGGGAGAGAAAUAGGGAAAGGUAUAGGCAAGAAACUACAAUGUAUCGACAAGCACCUCCUAUGGUACAAGAGAUGUCCAGAUAAAGAAAACACAAGUGCAUGAAAAAGAGGAAAUGGUUAGGUACAAAACAAUGUACAUAUUGUAUCAUAUUUGAUUUACAAAGCAUUGUAAAGUUAUUGUUUUUGCUUUUGGCAUGAAGUUUGUUUUGUGAAUAGGCUA
Messenger RNA from Lactuca virosa, 949 nucleotides. Lineage: Eukaryota; Viridiplantae; Streptophyta; Magnoliopsida; Asterales; Asteraceae. The record is from the annotation of a GenBank genome assembly.